This is a messenger RNA of Microthlaspi erraticum, 702 nucleotides long. The record is from the annotation of a GenBank genome assembly. Lineage: Eukaryota; Viridiplantae; Streptophyta; Magnoliopsida; Brassicales; Brassicaceae.
AUGGAGGGAGUAGGUGUGGUUAGUCAAUGGUCUCACUGUGUCGCUCCGGCGGCGUCGAGGAAGACGACGGCGGCGAGAAAUUCGAUGAAUCGAAGCUCUUAUAGCUCUCUCUCUACGGUUAACUUACGGGCUGAUCUGGCUGCUUUUCGUCCGCAGUUCCGUCUUUUCUCUCGCCAUUCCCGAUGUCUUCGCGCUUCCAACUCCGCCGAAUCGGGCAUCUUCCUCCCACACCUCGUCGCUUCUUUGGAACAAGUUGAGGAGACUUACAUUAUGGUGAAACCCGAUGGUGUACAACGAGGCCUUGUUGGAGAAAUCAUCUCAAGGUUUGAGAAAAAGGGAUUUAAGUUGAUUGGACUUAAGAUGUUCAACUGCCCACGAGAAUUGGCUGAGGAACAUUACAAGGAUCUUAGUGCAAAGUCAUUCUUUCCUAAACUAAUUGAGUACAUCACUUCGGGACCAGUUGUGUGUAUGGCUUGGGAAGGUGUUGGUGUUGUUGCUUCUGCGAGGAAGCUGAUAGGAAAAACUGAUCCUCUUCAAGCUGAACCUGGUACCAUAAGAGGAGAUUUUGCUGUUCAAACCGGAAGGAACAUUAUACAUGGUAGCGACAGUCCUGAAAACGGAAAGCGUGAGCUUGCUUUAUGGUUCAAAGAAGGAGAUCUAUGCGAGUGGGAUUCGGCUUUGGCUCCAUGGCUAAGAGAGUGA